AACAGAGAAACGGAACGGGGGAGGGAGAAACAGUAGAAAGCGUUUUGUCUUACGGAAGCAGAAGUGGAGAAGGCAAAAGCUGAUUAGGAUUUUCCUAUAUAAAAGCUCUGAGGUUGGAUUGGUUUCGCAGGUCGCAGACACAGCCAGUAAGCGUAGAAACCAGUGUUGUGACUUUGAGAGAGAGAGAGAUGGCGAUGAUGAAGCGAGUUGCUGAGUCUGCGGUUAGGGCUUUUGCUCUGGGUUCUACUUCCGGGGCUCUUACCAGUCACCUCCAUGCUUCAGCUGGAAGCAAAAAGAUUGUUGGGGUGUUUUACAAGGCCAAUGAAUAUGCUGCCAUGAAUCCCAACUUUGUGGGCUGUGUUGAGGGAGCCUUGGGCAUUCGAGAUUGGUUGGAAUCACAAGGGCACCAGUACAUAGUUACUGAUGACAAAGAAGGACCAGAUUGUGAACUUGAAAAGCACAUUCCCGACCUCCAUGUUCUCAUAUCUACCCCCUUCCACCCUGCCUACGUAACAGCAGAGAGGAUCAAGAAGGCCAAAAAUCUACAACUUCUGCUUACAGCUGGAAUCGGAUCUGAUCAUAUUGAUUUGAAGGCAGCUGCUGCUGCUGGGCUAACAGUUGCUGAGGUCACUGGAAGCAACGUAGUGUCUGUUGCAGAAGAUGAGCUCAUGAGAAUCCUCAUUCUUGUCCGGAAUUUCUUGCCUGGACACCAUCAGGUUAUUAGUGGGGAGUGGAAUGUUGCAGGUAUUGCUUACAGAGCUUAUGAUCUUGAAGGCAAGACAGUGGGAACUGUUGGUGCUGGACGCAUUGGUAGGCUUUUGCUCCAGCGAUUGAAGCCUUUCAACUGUAAUCUCCUCUAUCAUGAUCGGAUUAAAAUGGACCCAGAAUUGGAGAAUCAGAUAGGAGCAAAGUUUGAAGAGGAUGUUGAUAUGAUGCUUCCCAAAUGUGACAUAAUUGUCAUCAACAUGCCUCUUACUGAAAAAACAAAAGGAAUGUUCAACAAAGAGAGGAUUGCAAAGUUGAAAAAGGGAGUUCUAAUUGUUAACAAUGCUCGAGGAGCAAUCAUGGAUACACAAGCUGUUGCCGAUGCAUGCUCCAGUGGGCAUAUUGCAGGUUACAGUGGGGAUGUUUGGUAUCCACAGCCAGCCCCCAAGGACCAUCCAUGGCGGUACAUGCCAAACCAAGCUAUGACCCCUCAUAUUUCUGGCACCACCAUUGAUGCACAGUUGCGAUACGCAGCUGGAGUGAAGGACAUGCUAGACAGGUACUUCAAGGGAGAAGACUUUCCGGCACAAAAUUACAUCGUCAAGGAGGGCCAACUAGCAAGCCAGUACCAGUAAUAAUUCAGUGUUUGUGCUGUGGACACUGUCUUCUACUUGAGUUUAUUUCCUUCCAUUAGGAUGAAUAAAUAAACGUAUGGAAGAUGCUUUGUGGUUCCUUGGUUCUCUUUUGGUUGGAAAUGCUUAGAGCUGUUUGGGGGUGAACCUUUGAUGGUUGUAAUCUGUUCUAAUGCUUUAUGAGAUGCAAGUUGUUUUCUAUCUUGAUCAAA
This is a messenger RNA of Vitis riparia (riverbank grape), 1549 nucleotides long. RefSeq names its product formate dehydrogenase, mitochondrial. Gene Ontology annotation, cellular component: mitochondrion; chloroplast. The transcript is spliced from 6 exons. The record is from RefSeq and is a predicted model, not a curated record. NCBI's taxonomy places the organism in Eukaryota, Viridiplantae, Streptophyta, Magnoliopsida, Vitales, Vitaceae. Gene Ontology annotation, molecular function: oxidoreductase activity, acting on the CH-OH group of donors, NAD or NADP as acceptor; NAD binding; formate dehydrogenase (NAD+) activity. The coding region runs from base 189 to 1340 and encodes 383 amino acids.